AGCGCGUCAGUCGUGUGUCGACGCUGUGGCGUAUGAGGCGUUUAUUUUUUUCUGCUUUUACCGUUUAUGUGCGGCUACUAUAUUAUAAUACGUUACGACUGAACACAUUACAUAAAUAUUAUUUAUAGUGUUUCUUCUGCAACUCGAUAUACACUAUAUAGGUAGCUACUAUACACUUAUUAUUAUUAUUUUAUUUAACGGACGGUUAUUUAUUAUUAUUUUUUUUUCUAAUCUAAUCUAAUUAUGAUUUUUUUUUUUUUUUUAUAUUUUUUAUUGCUAUUUUUUUUUUUCUAUCGUCAUCGCCGGGCGUCGGCAAGACGACCGCUGUUUAGCCGUUGUAUUAUUAUUAUCGUUCGCGGUGCCCGUUCCCGCGAGAAACGCAACGGUCGGGUGUACCAUACAUCGCACGCACGUAGUGAAAAAGUGGUUGUUCGCGCCGCGCACCUGUUAUCGUUGCCGGACCACGUCGUCGUCGUUGGUUGUGUCGACCACUCGUGGAUUCGUCGUCGCGGCAACUCGUCUUCCGACAGUUGACCGGUACGGUUGUUAUUGCGCGCCAAUCCCGCACAACUACUCCGCAUAACACGCAUAUAAUAUUAUCCGUCCUUCUGAGUACAUUAAAAUAAUGUUAUAACAAUAGUCUGUGAUCAUUUUUGAAAUUUUUUUUUUUUCUUCCUUCAGUUUUUUUCGUUUUCCACCGCCGGGUCACGACGGGAGUAAUCGCGAGCAAACGCGAAAAUUUUAUAGUUAUACCGAUUGUACACAGCUAAAAUCGUGCAAUAACCGUGAGUUUUAUUUCUACAACUAUUUGGAUUUUAUUAUCUUGUGUAUUACGGAGUAUUAUUUUUUUUGUUUUUUUCUUAUAAAAUAAUAUAUUAUUAUGACAGCAUUUUUAUCUUCGUGAUAAUAAUUUCGUUCAAUAUAAUAAUAAAUCGCGUGCUCGUUUUUAUGGUACUCCAUAUUAUAAUGUUGUCAUUUUAUAACGACGUAUAAAUUAAAUUUUUCUCACGGUCGCAAGAACAACGCAACACAACGUGUUCGCGACAGCACUGGCCACUGACCGAAACAUCGUUGUAAUAUCUGUCACCAGCAAAGCCUUAUUUAGAGUUUUGGUGGUGGGGAGAAUGGGGCGGCAGGUGGUCAAAUACUCGAGCCGGUAAAACGUAGACGACAGCACGUGUGUGAAGAAUUUAUUUUUUACCUCUUUUUUUUUUUUUUUUAAAUUUAUUUUUAGAAUAAUAGAAAAAAAAAGGCUAUUAUUGUAUUUGUCCUUCGGAAGUAUACCUACCUAUCAAAUUCUUAAUACUAUCGCCAUUAGAGUACAUUUAUAAUAUAUUAAGCAUGUAUAUUAUAUCCAUGUAUGGCUGAAGGUGCCUUAUGAAAUAUUCUCAAAAAUCGCUACCUAUAGGAUUUGUCAUUGAAAUCUUCGAUUAAAAAAAUAUUUUUGUUUUUAAACCACGAUUAUCAGAAGAAAAAAAAAUCACCUAUUUUUUGGUGAUUUUUGUCAUUUUUUCUCCAAUUUGAAUUGAGAUUAGGAUUUGUGUGAACAUUAUUACCCCGCCGCUGCCAUUGUUUAUUGACAAAUAAAAUACAAUACAUACAGUGUGAGGAUGCCUAGGCUAAAAUCAUUUUAGAAACUAUAAUUUUACCAAUACCCUACACAAAGUCUUCGUCCAAUAACUGCUGAACGUGUUUAUGAAAUACUUAUAUGGCUAAUUAUAUAACGUACGGGUAAUACAUUUUAGAUUCUGAGUGAAGCGAGGGAUCUAUUGGUUUUACUAUGGUAUAUUUUUUUGUUGUCUUCUAAUCAAAUGUAUAGGUAUUAACAUAAACAAAUAUGGAAUAGUUAUAAAAGUUAAUUUUUAUAUUAGUUUUAAAUGGAUUUAUAAUCUUUGAUAAUAUAAUAUGGAUAUCGUUUAAACUGAAAAAUGUUCACUGGAAAUUUCUGUUGGUUUAAAGUGGGUAUUAUAUUUUUUACAACAGUGUUAAUUAUUUAAAAUGCAUUUACAAUACAUUUAUGUGCAAUUUUCAUGAGAUUUUUUUUUGUAAAUAGAAAUUCUCGUACAAUAGAGAUUAAUAUUGUUGUUAUAUAUAAAUAUAUUGUAGAACAAGUCUUUAAAAGGUUUUUAUUUUUUUUAUGUAUAAAAUGUAUUUUCUACAUAUGUCUACUUUCAUUUUUUCUCUUUUCUCUUAUUCGUGGCGAAUGAAAAUAAUUUUUGAUUCUACUGUGAAUAAUUUGACUAGUAACAACUAAUCCACUUGUCUCAUUUUAUUUACACUACUUUUAACGAUUAAUGAAAAAUCGUUUAUAUUUUUACAAUAUUGUUUUUUUUUUUUUUUUAAACAAAUCAUAAUAAUAUUACCUAUAUUAUAAUAAUAAAAUGAAAAACGGAAAUUUACCGAUUCAAUAUGUUGGAGUACUUAAUAUUAUACUGAUUUAAUUUCUUGGUAAUAGGUGUAAAAUAAUUUGCAGUGGUGACGAUCGAUAAUCUAUAUACAAGUACUUAUGUACUGGUACUAUGAUAUAAUAGGUAGGUGGGUAACUAUUUAAAUAUUUUAGACCUACUUCAGAUACAUAGUGUAAACUUUUGAUAGCGAUCUUCUAACGAGUUAUAUUUCAAAGCAUUUUUCGAAAGUUUAUGUUAAAAUAUAACGAUUAUAAUUGUUUACGUUUUAUUAAUGCAAAAUAAAGUACAGACAUAUCUAUGGUGCCUACAAUAUUCUAUAUAUUUGGAUUUCAAAUAAUCAACGACAAACAGCAUACGUAGGUAAUAAUGAUGACAAAUUUAAAUUGAAUUUCUUUACAAUUCUUUAAAAUAAUGGCAUUAAGAUUUUGCCAUAAUCUUCUGUGCUAAUAUUUUAACGAUAAAGAAAAUUACUCCACUUUUUAAAAUAUUGUUAUAUUAUAUUAUUAUUAAUAAUUUUGGGGUUGUUUAGAAUUUGGUAUAGAAAGAUACUUAAGUUAAAAUAGGUAAAUAAUUUUAUACAUAAAUAAAAAACGGACAAAAUUAAUUAAUUUGUAAUUGAAGUAAUUAAAAUUUGUGUAAAAAUAAUGUAGUAACAGUAAUACAUACAGUAUGCAUAUAAAUACGUUGGUAUAUUAGCUUACUAUAUAAUUAGUAAGUUUCGAUUGAGAUAAAUUAGAAUUUUAUAUACUUAUUUUACUUUUGUUGAUUGAUUUAGUUUACGCCUUAGUCUUACAGAGGUUGUAGUAGGUACAAUAAAGUUAAUAUCUAAUCUUAUAAAUGUAUUCAAAUUUCGAUAACGUGAAGUAUAGGUACUUACCGGUAAACGCUAUAAACUAUUAAAACAUUCCUUAAGUAAUCCUAAGAAAUUACAUUUAAAUGAUUUAUUCAAUCAUAUUUAACAUUAUAUACAAUACUAAUUAGUAAUUAUCAAUUAUUCAACCAAAUACUAUUAUUAUCCAUUAAAAAACUAAAGCAGUUGUUUUUUAUAGGCUCAAAUAACGAGGGGGGAAGCUAGCGCUAUAAAACCUAAGAUUUAUUGGAUAGGAGUGCUCUUUCAUUUAGGGGUCCUUAAAUUUAGUUCUCGGUAACAGAAAAUAUCCCUGUCUGCCACUGAUGUGGAGUGUUGCACUAAAAGGAUGUGAAAUCUAGGUACUGAAGAAAGUGGAAAAAAUGGUUCUAGUAAGUUUUGAGAUGUGGAGGUGUCGGAGAAGAAUGAUGAGUGUGAGUUGAACAGAAUGUAGAAAAAUGACAGUAUAAUAAGCUAAAUAUAUGAACCCAGGAUACUAAAAACAACCAAAGACAGAAGAUGCAAUAUAAUUAAAUAUGUUCUGAGACACGAAUAGAAAUGUCUGUAUAUUAUAGUAGAAGAGAAGAUAUAUAGUUAAAGAGAUCGAGGAGAUCCAAGAAUAUCUUAUAUAACAAAGAUGAUAUUCGAUGCGAAUUUAACAAAUUGUAAAGACUUGGUGUAAAUAAAGUUUUGUAGAAGAAUGUAUUGGUUUUACAAUGAUGUUUAUUUUUAAAUUUUUUUUUUAUUCGUGGCCAACUUUUCUACAAAUAAUUUUUUUCUGAUUUUCAAUUAAAAUACUUUUUUUGAAAGGAAAUCUGACUGGGAUGAUACUUAAAGAAGGUAAUUUUUUAUUUUCCCAUCUGUUUUCAUAAUAAAUGAGAAAAACUCGGAAAAAACGUAGGGAAAACGGGAAAGUAGGUUCAAUAUUAAACAAAUAUUAUGAAAGAAAAUAAAUAUGGCAUAUAUAUUGUUGACAAAGCAACACUAUUGACCGAACUCCGCUGAGAAUCGUUUUUCGUUAGUAAAAGUUAAUCGUUGUGUACAAAUAUGUAUUAAAUUUCCCCUCUAUCUUCCCAAUUUCUCAUCUACAACAGUGGCCCACCCAUUAUGUGAAGUAUGUUCGUAUCUUGUUUUUCAUACAACGUGUAGGUAUAUUUAAUUUUAAGUGUAGAAACUGCGUGAAUAUAAUCACAGUUAGGUAACAUUAUUCUGCCUAUCAGGAUGUUUGAUGCUUCAGAAACUAGUAUUACCUAACUAAUAAUAAUGAUGAUAAUUAUUUUUUUUUGUCUAUUGGCUUUAGUUUAAUCAAAAACUUUUUUGUUUUUUUAUUAUAGGUAAAUGUAAUACCUAAUAUCAAUAAUAAAUUGAAUAUUGAAUAUUUAUGUUCCCAAAUAGUUCUUUAAUAAUAUUGAUACAUUAUUAUAAUUAAACAUAAUUAUAUCUGCACAAUAUUUUUGAUAUAUUACUUACAGUUGAUAUAAAUUUGAAAUGGGUAUCAAGAUUUAAUUUUGAAUACAGUAAAAUUACUGUAACAUUGCCUUGUUGAUAUUUUAAAUGUAUUUUAUUUUAUUUGUUAUAGAGAAAUUAAUGGUACCUAAACGUAACUAAAAAAAUAUAAUUAUUAUUUCGGCAUUAGCAUGUAAUUAAUUAUUAAACACGUAAUAAGAGUAGAUGGGUAGCCAACCCCAUUUAUUAUGUAGGAUAAAUUAGAGGCGAAUAUGAAGAAAAUAAUAAAAUAUUGUUGUUUAGAAAAUGGAUUAGAACUUAUAAAAUAAAGUUUGUACAUAAAAUCAUCAAUUAUAUAUUUUUACUGGCCGUUUCUUAGAUUCCGAGCACAGCGAGGGAGCUAUUGGUUUUACCAAGAUGUUUAUUCCUUAUUCUUUGUUCUUUGUUCUAGACUGUGGACACAGUUUUUUCUAGUAAAUUUGCUUCGAUGUAUAAGUGUAGCAAUUUUUCGGAAAGCUCAAGUUGUCUAGAUGGAAAUUUAAAAAGGUCUUUUUCUGAUUUUCGAUUUCGUUUUUUAAAUAAAAGCAUUUAAGUAGGAAAAAACGUAGGAAAACAUACAAUUUCACGAUUUCAUUAUUUUGAAAAAACACGGACGACGUUUUCUACCAGAAAAAAUGAUUUAAUCGAAAAAUCACAAAGUACCUCUUUUGUUGCCUUCUUGAUUUACUUUCUUACGGUAUCAUCGCUAAAACUUUUGAGCCACUGUUAAGCUUUUAACGAAUUUCAAUUUUUGGGAGUUUCUUUGCUGUAAUUCGGUUAUAAAUACACGUAGAGAGUAAAGACUUAAAUCUUGAAAAUAAUACUUAUAUUGGACUUACCUAGACGUGGUGAAAUUUCCAAAAUUAUCGGAUGACUUUUUUCCUUUUUUUAAUUUUUUAACCAUGGUACUUUAUUUUUUUAUACUGUAGACUUCUUUUAUCCUAGAAAACUAAACUUGCUCCGAUGUAUAAGUGUAACAACUUUUCUGAGAGUCAAUUUUAUCUACUUGGUAAAUACAUAGGUCAUUUUUUUGAUUUUCUGGGUUAAACGAUUAACCGGGAAAAAAAAUACGAUUUUUUGUUAUUUUAAAUAAGUACCUGUCACGUUUUCUAGCACAAUUAUGGCUCCAAUUGAAAAACGACACGAGACCUUUUGUGUUAGACUAUUGAUCUUGGUUUUAAUGAUGCAGGUCGUUUUUUUUUUUUUAAUAAGCGUUUUGAAAUCAAAUUUGAAACCAAAAUCGCAAAAAAAAUGUAUGACACUUCAAAUGAUGUAUUACCGAACUGCGCUCGGAAUCGUCUUUCGUCAGCUAUGGUUUAUCGUUGUUUACAGAUGUAAAUGAAAUAACCUUAUGUAUUCCACCUUCCCCACUACCCACCUACAACAGUGGCCGCAUCCAACGCCAGUAUCAGCUCUUUAUUUUUUUUGAAAUUAUGGUAGCAUCAUAAUAUUAUUAUACAUAUAGAGUUAAACGUGAAAAAAUAUAAUAUCUACCUAUGCUAAAUAUGCCAAUAUAUAUUAUUGUUAUGAUGUAGUUUUAACUUGAUGUACAUUAUUAUUNAAAGUUUUUUUUUUUUUUUUUUUUUUGUAUCAUAUAUCGUUUAUAUGUUAAUUAUAAUAAUUGACCUAAAAGAAAAAAACUAAAUUAAAAAGCACACAACUGUUUUUAUUUAUUUUUUUUUCAUUUUUAACGGCAAAGAUGACAAAUACAGUCCUUCAGUAAAAUUUGUAAUUUUAACAUUAUAUUGAUUUCUUUUGUUAUUUACAUAUAUAUAUAUGUAUAUAUAAUAUAAUAUAUACUGAAUGAUGUUAUACUACAUCAUUGUUUUCUUACAUUGGAUAUAUAGUGAACAUUUGUGGCUUCGAUAAAUUAAAAUGUAAAAAGAAAAUAGAAAAUUCAUAAACACAAUACAUUGAUAAAAUAUGCAAUCCAAUUAAAUAAUAAAUUCACAAUAAAAGACUAGUUCUAAUUUACGUUUGUACAGAAAUAAUUUAAAUAUAUUCAAUUUGAAUUAUACAUAAUAUGUAUUAUUUAAAUUUCUUUAUAUUUCUUUAAAAAUAAAAUUGUAUAUUAUUGAUUGAUAUGGUAGCAUAUUGGACACGAGAAAAACGGAGUUGUGGAAAUUGACCUAGCUUAUUCGUGCAAACAAAACUAAUCGAAUUUCUACACUAAACUUGAAAUAAUACAUUUUUUUCGUUUCGUUAACAUUUUCUUGUGUAAAAUGUUGGUUUUUAAAUUUAUUUAGUUUUUUUAUUGAUUAAUGCGCAUUGUUAAUGCAUAUUUUGAACUGCAUAUGGGUACCUUUGGCAUACGUGGUUUGUUUUUUAUAUAGAAUAUAGAUACAUACAUUAAUUAAUGUAGUUAUAUUUAUGUAAAAUCGAUUAGUUUCCCUAAAAAAACUAUUAAUAUUUAAUAGUUAACUAUUGUAAUAAGUAGUUCUUUAAUAGUGCACUAUUUAAUAACCUAUUGUUAACUAUAACAGUUAGUAGUUGUUAGUGAAUUUUAAACUUAUUUAUGUUGGUAUACCCCGUCACCACCCGCCACCAUUUAUAACUUACUAUUUUUUAGAACUAAUAAAAAUCGAAAUAACCAAUUUAACUAAAAAUAUCGGGGGGGGGAGGGCCCCCAAUACUUUCUGAAGUUCUGACUAUCAGACUAUUGUAUCAGCUGCUAUUAAGAGAAAGUUCAGUUUGGAGUAUAAAGUUCCUAAAAAAAAUCCGCAAUUCUGAGGUGCUGCACAGCAGUAUUUAUAUAAUAUUUUGAAAUUAACCUCACCUUACUCCACAUACAUACUUAACUCUUUGCUGAAUCAAAUACGAGUAAAUGUAAACUACUUAAACAUUCAGAACCUUGAGAUCAAUAAAACUUUGUUCAUUAUUCGUAAGUGUCUAUCAGUACCGUAUCCAUUCUUUUUUUUUUUUUGGAGGUGGGAACUUAUAAUUUUUAUGUAAGCUACUAUUUUUUAGUACGAUAAAAAUUCAUCAAAAUAACCAAGAACAAAAAGAGGGGGCAUGAUUUUCGAUUAUAGUUAUUUAUUGUAAUUCUGUUGAAAAUAAUCGUAUAGUACAUAGAUUAUUGUAAAACACGAAAUACUCAUAUUAGCUUUUUCUAGACGUUAAAAAAUUUCCAAACUAUUAUGCUAGUGAUAUUUGAGUUAUUUAUAGGUAUUUGACAUUUUUGAAUUAGUUUUCAUUUAGUUUUAUACAAAUAAAAUUAUUUUAGCCAAAGAGAAAUAUUUGAAACUUUAACAUUAGUCGUUCAUAUUAUGAAAUUGUACUUAGUGGUAAUAAAAAUUGAGCGUAAUGUAGUUGGUUUUAUUUAGAAGCGUUUUAAGUUAAAUUUGUCUUAUUAAAUUUACUUUUUAAUUUUAAUUCUUUAAUUAAUUUUUUUUAAAAUUAAAAAAUACAAUAAAUAAUAAUAUAAUUAUAUUGUUGCUUUCAGUAUAUUAGCAUAUUAAAAAUACAAUUAUUAUUACCCAUCGUGAUACAAAUCUGAGGGUGUUUAAAUUUUAAUUAAAACAUAAUUGUAUCUAAUUAAAUAGCAAAAUUAUUGAACUUGAACACAAAAAAGAGAUGAAAAUGGGUUUACAUAAAUUUCGACUUAAAAAAUGUAUUUAAUUAUAACAGAUAUGAUGUGUUUCGGUUUUAAAUUUGAUAUAAAGAUGCAUGCGUUGUAACUCUUGCAAAUUUUUCCAAACUAAUGAUAUGUAUUUCUAUUAAAUAACUUUAAAUUAUGAAACUUUGAUAUUGCAAUUAUAUAUUGUAUACGUCUCAUUUGGAAUUUUAGUAAAUGGUAUUUUUCAUUAUUAUUUAUUUAAUUUCUACAAGUAAUGUUAAUUUUCUCUAAUAUUUCAGGAUAAACAAUUUAUUUAUAUAAUACAAAUUACUAUACUUAAGAAAAAUGAAAAAAGAAGAAACGACGGUCAAUGCAGAAACCGGAUUGGUUAUAAAACAAAAUCGUAAGUAUUUUUAGUGGUUAAAUACGAUAUGCUAUGCAAGCUUGACACUUAGUAUAAAUGUUGUAAAGUUAUAAUUUUGUAUAGGGUCAAUGAACUGUUCAAGAGUAUUAAAUUGCAUGGUUUUAAUUGGAUUUAUGGUCAAUUAUAUGUUACGAGUCAAUUUUACUAUCGCUAUCGUAGACAUGGUACCUAACAAUAAGCAAAAUUUUUCAAGAGAACAAGUUAACAAUAUUUCAAGUUCAUCUUUAAAUGAUACCAUUGUAAGUACAACAAUAUAUUAUACCUAUAUGUUAUAUUUACUAACGCUGAAUUUAAAAAUAUACGUAGAAGCUAUGUAUAAAUCUAUACACUUUUUCUAGUAGAUUUUUAUAUUAUAUAAAUAUAGAUAAUGUUUUAUAUUAAUGUUUUCAUAAAUAUGGUAAAUAAAUAAUUUGUCUUAUUAACACACAGAUAAAUAAUUUGUUAUAAUCGUCCUGGGAAAAAAAAAAAAUAGAAUAUAUUAGCAAAUACGCAUGUGCUGAGUAGGUACAUCGUAAAAUAUAACUAGAAUAUAAUUUUAAAACAAAUUAAACUUUUUUAAAGGUAAUUAGGUAUAAGUAUUUCAUUUCAUUUCAUAAAAUUAGAUUUCGUAAAUAGCAGAUUUAAUAUAUUAUAAUCAGUUGUGAUCGUGAGGACAUCUCUACUCUAAGUUUGAGUUUUUCUUCGUUUCUUGUUUAAGUAUCAUCUGCUACAUUUUUCCAGAAUUAAAAUUUAAGUGAGUCAUAUUACGAGAGUAACUGAUGACAAAAUAUACAAGGUACACAAAUUGGAUACACUUAGUUAAUUAGGAUCUAGUUAGAAUUUUAUACAGUUAAAUAAAUAUAUUUCAAAUUAAUAACGAUUAAAUCUUAAAUAUAAAUUAUCAAUCACUUAUAGUUAGUAGGUAAAUCGACCUUAUUUCUGAUAACAUCAUUUUUUUUUUGAAAAACUAGAAACUUUUGAAGAGCCAGUUAACUAUAGGUAAUACAAUUUAGUACCUAAUAAUACAAUUAUUUUUUUAAUUAUGCUAUUGUAUACAUUAUGAUGGACGAAUUGAGUAUACAAAUGCAGUCUGGUCUAAUUAUGUAUAAGUGUAAUAAGAACUCGAUUCAUUUCCCAUGUAAUAUUUUAUUUGCAUAAGCUUUUCAGCACUAAUUAUUUGUUACUAUAGUGUUACUACUUUAAGAAAUCGGUUCUUAUAAGAAAAUAUUACCCUUGAAUUUAAUUUCACUAGUUUAUGACAACAUAUUGUUGGUCAGUUAUUUUACUUCAUUGGCACGAAAUCUGAAAGUUUUUGGAUGUACACCAAAGUAAAAACAUUGGUUUUACUAUGACGAUAUAUAUUAUUAUAAUCUAAUUUUAUUUUGGUGUAGCCCAUUAAACACUUUUCUCAGUAAAUUUAAUUAUAUUAAUAAGACAUCAUUUCGUACAGAAAUCAGAAAUUAAUUAUCUAUUGGUUAUUGAAAGAGAAUGAUCAGCUCUAAAAAUAAUAUUAUGUCGGUUAAAAGUAAAAAUUUUAAUUUUAUUUAUUUAUAAAAUUAUAUAAAUACAAAAUAUUAGUUAUAGCCUAUAGGUAUGCUGUUUGAAUGAAAUUACUUUUAUAAAAAAAAUCUCUUUGGGAGAAAAAUAAUAAAAUAUUAUAAUAAAUUCAAUUUAACAUGUAUUGAAAUGCCGUGAUUUUUACAAAUUUCAUCAAAAUUUGAACUUAAAAAAAUGUAUUAAAAUAAUACUAUAUUAUGCUCACCUUCCUUUUUUAAAUACAAACUAUAACUUAUGACACAUAUCGUUUAAAAUUUUAAUCAUUUCGACAAAACAAAUUUAAAAGACACUCGAAAAUGUUAAAUGCCUAUAUGUGGAAUGUAGAUAGUUCAAAAAUUUCCGGAAUAGUUUGAAAAUGUUGUCACUAUAAAAGUGCAAUAUAAGUAGACAUUCUGUGAAAAUUAUAGGUCUCUGCGAUUAUUUUUAACCUGAAUUACAACAAUAAAAUAAAGUGAAAUAAAUACAAUUCAUGUUGUGUUCAGAAUCUAAAUAAGUUUAACGUAAUGUAAUAGAUUAUUUUUUAAAAUUUAAAUUUCAAAUUGUUUAAAAAGUUUUAAAUUCAAAUUAUAAAAUAUUAUUCACCUAUAACUACAUUCUUAACUUUCCACCUACACCAGUGGCACAUUUAUCAGCAAUUACAGCACUUUUAUAAAUAUAUUAAUUUAGUCUUAAAAUGAUUGUUGUACAUUUUUUCAUUUUUUUCUUUUUGGUGUUAAUGAAGUAAGAAUUAAGAAUAAUGGGAAUUGCAUUAUUUACUGUUUACUGCCAAAAAGUUUGAGUACGUGAUCUUUUGUUUAUCGGCUAUAUAAUUUUCUUACAAUAUAAACCUGCCAUUGGUGUUAUUAUUUAUAUUAAUUCAAUUAUUAAACUUUUUUCUAUUUUAAGUUGAAUUUGAUAAACCUAGUGUAAUAGUUCUGUAAGAAUUUUAAUGAAAAUAAACGUACGAGGAAAGAGGUAUAGAGAAAGACUGAAAAAGAGGUGGUUGGAUCUAAUUGAAAAUGAGGACAACUAGUGUAUGCGAGGUGGGAGAUCGUAUCAAGUGGAAGUUAAGCAUAAGGAUGGCCGACCCCAAUUAGUUUGUAUGAAGGUGAAUAAGAAGAAGAAGAACAAAUGUAUUAUGAUUAAGUAUAGUAUUAUGAUUACAAUAAACAUUACGCAUUUUCAAAAUCAAUUAACUAUUAUCGUUGAUUGGUAUGAAAAAAUAACAAUAGAAAAAUUUAAUCUGUAAUAAUCUAGAUAUAACUUAAGUUACUUAUAUUAGUUUAAUACACUAUCGACAAUGUUCAAGAAAAAUUGCAAUUUUAAUGGCCUAGACCUUUGAACCCACGAGCAUAUUUGUACACGACGCAUAAUAAUAUGUUAGUGUGUCUCAUGAAAGUGUUAUUAAUGACGUGAUACUAUAGCGUUUAGAUAAUGACGUUAAAAUGGUUUUAGAUACAUUAACACAUGUUUUUUUUUCUAUUAUUUUCCCAUAAAUGUACAGUAUGAACUGGUAUUAAAUCUGAAAUCAUUUUCAUUUCAGUUCUUUAUUAAUAGAUUCACCAACUAUAAUAGGUAUUUAAAGGAUGACAUGGCAAUUUUUUACGCUUUUCUAUUCCUUUGGUCUAAACUUUAAACUGUUAUAACUCAUAAACGGUAAAUCUGAUAUUAGUGUUAUGCAUAUCAAAAUGUCUAGAAAAAUAUUCUCUAUUCAAAUAUGUGUUCAAAAAGGGGAGUUCUUAUUUGAAAAUCAAAAGUGUGCAUUUAUUUAAGGUAUAUGAAGUUGAGAUAAAAAAUAAAAAAUGGUUUUAAAAUAAAGCUUAAACGAUUCAAUAGUGAUUAGAAAGAACAGAAAGUUCACUUAAAAUCCUCUGAGAUAAUUGCUGGUUCAUGAUAAAAAAAAUCACUCGGUAUUUUUUUAUUGUCAUAAAAUUAUUAAAAGAAUUUAUUAUAUAUAUUCGUAUACGUAUUAUUAUUAUUUAUGCUACACAAUUUUUAUAAAUUUACGCCGUAGAAUUUUGGAAGAUGUAAGUUAUAACUAAGAUAACUAGUACCUAAUGGUUCACAUUUAGAUCAAAGUUCGAUUUCAUUUAUAAAUUAACUAAUUUUCAGCUGACCUAUUAUUAUUAUUAUUAUUAUUUUAAUGGCCUGACUAACGAAUUAUAGUAAAUGAAUUAUUAAAUAAUGAUAUAUAUAUAUAUAUAUGUAUAAGUAUAAGUAUAAGUAAGUUAUCUAGGUAUCAUGUUUUAAAUUAAGUAACGAAGUAUUCGAAAUAUUUCAUAACAACAUAUUAUAUUAUAUUAUGUUUUAAUGUGUUGUUCAAUAAUUUAACACAUUUAACAUUAAUAAUUGAUUAUGUUUUGAUUUUUAUCGAUAAAUCAUUAUUAUUAUUAUUACUAUUAUUUAUUUAUUAUACACAAUAUCAAUGUACAGUGUACACUUUUAAUUUUGAUAAUAUACAGAAAGAUAAAAUCGUUUUAAUGCAUUUGUACCUACCUAUUAUUUAAAUAGUUUAAAAUAUAAUUUAGGCACAUUUAUUUAUUUCCUUAUAAAAAUAAAAACAAUAUUCCCAAUAGCAAUAUUAUGUACAAUAUAGCUGUGAAUCUGUGAUAAUAUGUAAGUAAAAUUAACUGAUUUUUUUGAACAAUUUGAAGAAUAUAAAUAAUUUCGAUGAUCGGUGCAAGUAUAGUUUACUUUAACCAUUUCAGAAAUAAAUUUGUUUGUUAUACAAUAAUCUUGAACAAUUCCUUCUUUUAUAUACCUUAGCUAAACCCACAAAGGUUUUUUAUUUUAUUUUAUUUUUUAUCAUUUCCUCCCUUAUUUUAUGAUUAACUAUUGAAAAUAAACAUACUAUUUGUAAUCUAUUAUAAAACUAUUAAAUUAUUAAACUAAUAUAUUAUUAUAUUAUUAUAAUAUUAUAAAAGAUGUAAAUAUUCUAGUAGCUAUUCAGGUAUUCUGGUAUAAUUGCUGAGGAAAAGAUAUACAUCGAUUUUUUAAAAUAUAAUAUGUAGGAAUAUAUAAUAUUAUAACAACAUUAAUUAUGAUUAUUUUUAUAGUAUUUUUAAUCAAUGAUAAAUGAUAAUGUUACGUUAAGAAUUAUAAAUCAGUUGAAUAUAAAAAUUAAUGCUAUAUAAUCUAUUUAAUAUAGGUAAUAAUAAUUAUUAAUAAUAUGUAGUUAUUUGAAUAAAGUUAAAUAAGUAAACAUACGAUUUUAAUAUUUUUAUCAAUUGCAUUUUUAUAAAUUGAUCCGAGGUCAUGAAAUAAACUAAUAAUUUAUUUUAUGAAUUUAUAUUUUUAGCCCCUAGGGUGUAUAUUAAAUAAGUCUUAUAGGUAUUUAUUUGUUCGUAGUAAAUACUAUCGGUUAUAUGUUAUGGGCCUAUUCCAGAUAUUGCUUCGUAGCCCGGAGGAAGUAAAAAUAGUUAAUCACUUAUCAGUAAUAAUCAUUUAGGGCAUUAGAUCACGGUAUAUAGUUUAAAACUACUUAAUACCGAUUUGUGCUAUUUUUUUUCACGAUUAAUUCAUGGCCUUUGGCCUUCUGAUAUUGGUCUUAUAAGUAGGUUAGGUACCUAUUGACAUUUUUAUAUAUAUAUGUCUAUAAAGAUAGACUACCUACACGUUUUUUUUUUUUUUUUAUUUUGUUAUUUAAUAACAAUUGCCUUAGUAACAAAUUAUUUAUUAUGUAAAUACUAUGACGAUCGUAACAAUAUGAUAAUAUCGAUGUUGGUAAUCAACAAUAUUUUGUUGAAAUAGGUGUUAUAUCGGUUAAAAUAUUAUAUUAAUAAGCGAUAAAUAAUUUGUAGGUAAUUUUUAUAUUAUAUUUCGGUUUAAAUUUGUUAACCUUCAGUCAAUAAAAAUACAUUAAAGGUUUUAAUAUGGUAAAACACCAAUAGGUACACUAAGUUUUUGACAAUUUCUUAUUUUUUGAAAUUUAGUUAAUAUUUAAAAUAUUUUUUCAAAUAUAAAAAUAGAUAGGAUACAAAUAUAGAUAUUUUUGAACUAGUUUCAGUUAUUAGGUAUUAUUAUUAGGGAUGAGAAGUUAUGAGUAGGACUUGCAUGGUUUUUUCUAGGCCUCAAUUUUAUGGCAAACUAACAUACAAAAUAUAGGUCAUAAACACUAGGUAAAGUUUAAAUAUGAUUUUGUUUUCUUUCAUACUUUAAAGAUUUUCAACAAAAACGAAUAUCUAAUUAUUUGAAACAUAUUUCACAAAUAUGAAUGAAAAAAUUCGGUGUAAUAUGGUAAAAAAAUGUAAUAAUGGUAAACAAUUUGACCAGAAUAUCAGAAAAUGUAGAAAUUAUUUAACUUUUUAUAAACUCGCUAAUAAUAUCUACUGACCAUAGACGUCUUGAGGUAUUUUUCUCUAAAAACAUACUGGCUGUAAAUCGGUGAGCAUUUAAUGUAAAAAACAAAGAUGUUUAAAAAAACAUUAGUUGUACAAUGUAAAACGUGCUAAAGACGUGUAACACAUGGUAAAAGUUUAAAAAGUUUAAGAACCGUGUUUGUUUUAAUUAGAUUAUUUAUUAUUUUUAUUCUCAACAUAAAUCAUGAUUUUAGAACUAAAUUAAGAUUUAAAUAAAGUUUGAUUAAAUUAAUAUAUAUUUUACUAUAAAAUAAUUAUAAUAUUCAAUAUACAAUAAAUAAUGCAUUUUUUAAAUAAAUUAUUUUACUCAAUUUUCUUUUGCAUAUUUUCGAUUAUUUGAUUUUUAGUUUAUAAUUAAUAAUGUAUUAUAAUACUCGUACAUGUACAAACACUUCUAAACAAAUAUAGAAAUUACAUUUUUGAGACUAUUAUGUUUUAAUUUUUAUUGUGUAGGUACUUAUAUAUUCAAAAUAUUUAACCUAAUAAUAAAUAUAUAUAAUUUAAUUACCUGUAACCUGUAACACUAUAUUAAUUAAUUUUUUUUGCAUAUCAGCUAGAUUCCCAUGUUUUUUUGUGUUGUACCUAUUUAACUAAAUUUAUCUCAAUCCCUAGCUUUAAACAAUCUAGCUUAUAUUUUAAUAGUAUUACACUUGACUAUUAUGUCAAAGUUAUUAAAUUUUAAGUUUCGCACGUGUAGCUGUACUCAUAAAUUAAAGAAUUCGUAUUUUAUUUUUAUGUAACCAAAUGAUUGCGAAUAACGUGAAUAUUACAAUAAUUUGUGUAAUAAAAGUAAGAAUUUAUAAGUAUAUAUAUUCGUAACAAUAAUAAAAGUUAUUUUAUAUUGUUAAAAUUUGAUACUUAUAGGUUUUUUUUAUAGAAUAAAAUGACUUAUUUGUGUAUAACUAAUUUUGUAUGACAUUAAUUUAGGUUUUGUUUAACAUGUUUAAAUUAAGAUUAUUUAAAUUAAUUUAAAUACUGCAGUAUUCAGAAUUAGAAAAUAAUGAUAAAUAUAAAUUAUCUACGUAGGUCAGUGGUACCCAAGAGAGUGGCUAUACGGGUCUAAUGUUCCAAAUAAAUAACUUUUACUUGACUCUAACAUACCUGUUUGAUUUUAUUUUUUUAUCACACAUAUAUAUUUAUUAUAAAACUGGUAGUAAAUUAUAUAGUAAAAAUAUUUCAUUAACUAAACCAAAAUAACUCGAAGGAAAGACGCACAGGAAGUACUAAAUAUAUAUUUAUAUUAUGCAGGUGCUUACUAUAAGAAACACACAUUAUUAUUUCUUAUCUAUAUUGAAAGUUGAAAUAUGAUUAUGUAAAUGAUAUAUUUUCAAAGUUACAUGGCUAAUCCUUGGCUCAUCUUACGAAUAAAAGUCAACAUUAUAUUAUGUACCUACAUUCUAUAUUUAUAUGUUUCAUUUUCUGUCAUAACUCACAAGUAUUUAGGAAUGUGUUUUAAAAAUGGUUUCUCCUGAAUCUUUAUUAUAGUAGCUACAGGUGUUGUCUGAAAUUUUAAAAAAAAUCAUGCUCUUGUAAAAAAAAAUAUUAUUACUUUAUAAGUAGGUACCUAAAUAUAAUACACAUCAUUAAAUAAUGAUUGCUAAAACUAAUAGGUAACAAUAAAAAUUCAAUAUCAAUUCAGAAAACUUGGAUGUUUAAACAAAAUAAAAUAAAUAAAUUCUUCAAUAAAACUCGUAUUACACGUUUAAAUACAUAAUAUUUAUCAUAUAUUAUAAGUGAACAUUGAUUUAAUGGAAAAUUAUCGAUCAGUGUAAAAAAUAUUUAUCGAACAAUAACAAUUAUAAAUUAUAAUAUUUUACUAUGCUGUUUAACAUUAGCUACCUAAUAAUUCCUAUUUAGCCGCUCCCAAAUUUAAAAGUAGUAUGUUUCAUAAUACCUACUAUAAAGAUUAUUUUUACGUGUGUAUUUUAUUAACGAUAAAAUUUAUCAGGAAAUUGAUUUGUUUAUUGUACUUAGGUACUUAUUAUGCACUUUGAUUUAGUUGUUGAGCUAUAGUUCGUAAAUACAGUACAAGUAUAACUCAAUAAACAAAUUAAUUUAAGUGAUCAGAUUACAUUUUUUUACAGUAAACUGCAGCAAUUAUUAUAAUAUUAUUUUAAAAUUUAAGUCAAUAAAUAUUAUAAAUAUUUUGUAUUAAAAAAAUAAUACUGAGUAGAGCUUGGUGUAAUUAGUACCUAUGUACAGAUUUAUACACAUAUGUUGUACAUUUAAAUAUAUUAUAUUUAAUACAUAUGGUACUUGCAUUAUAUUUUCGUUUUUUAUCUAAUAUAAACAUAUGUCUAUGACAUCUGCAGAUAAUAUCUUUUACCAACAUUCUGCUGAUGAUGUCACGCGAAGGGUCAAGGUUUUUUUUUCUAAUUGUAUGGUUUAUUUUAGUAUUUUGAUCGUAAUAAACCUUGUUAUUUUAAAAUCGAAAUUUGAUAAUGGCUCAAUUAAUAAAUACAAAGGUGAACAAAAUAAGGAUAUUAUAAAAUGUUUUGUAUCUAAUGUUUGUUUUCGCACAUUAAUCUUUGACAGAUAGUUUUGAAUAUUUUUAAAUUCAAAUAUUUAACAUAUUUUAUGAGUUAAGACAAAUAUAUAAAAGGUACGAUUUAAAAUGUCCCGUACUUAUAAUAAAUAAAUCUUGGAUCCCUAUAAUCUAUAGCAAAUUACUAAAAUUACUGCAUGUUAUACUACAUAAAAAAAAGUCAAAUACAUACCUCAAACAUAUGCAAAAUACAAUGUAAUUUUUUAUUUCUUACUAAAUAUAUUAAACGAAAUUAGUCAUUACCAUAUUCUACAUUUUUAUUAUUAUUAUUAUUAUUUUGAAUUUCUAUAAAAUAUACCUACUUAAUAAAGUUGAAAAAGAGCAUUGUUUAUAGAAUUCGUACAGUUAUUAAAAAUAAAUUUCUAAAAUGGGUUUUAUACUUCACUAUGAAAAAUAAUAAUAUACAUAUAAUUUGAAUUUGGCCACGCGCCAUUAAUUUUGUUAUUUUUACUUUUAUAGUUUUAAUUGGUACAGCAUCUAUUUUAUAAAAUCUACAGUUUUAAUAUUUUCGUUACAUAAUAAUAAUCUAUAUAUAAAAGGUAAGUAAGUACCUGUAUAAUUUUAUAUGCCUUAUCUCGCAUCCAUGCUGUGAGAACCUUUUUUAAAUUUAUAUUUCAAAGUACAUACUAAAAUAGUAAAUUAUUAACAAAAUAUAAUACUCAUUAAAAAUAGAAGUAGGAAAGAAGAGAAAAGGAAGACCGACAAAUAAGUAGUUGCAUGUAGAUGCGAUUGAAAACUGUGUGAAAAUGGAUAGUGUGAGGAUGCUGUUGGUGAUUGGGUCAAGUGGAAGUUUAGAACAAGGCUGAUCUACCCCAAAUAGUUGGGAUGAAGGUAAAGGAAAAGAAUAAGAAGAUAUUACAUUUUGCACGGGUACUAUUUUCUUUCUUAAAUAUAUACGUAUUUUACAAGUUUAGUUUUAGAAAACCCAGUGACAUAAUUCAAUAUUUGUGUGUAGCUACAUUAUCUUUUUAUGAGUUGUAAUCCAUUUGGAUAUAAGUUGUCAAAUAUUUGAGUAGGUACCUACUUCAAUAGAGACACUGCAACUGUAUAGUUAAAAUUAAAUUAAACGUGUAGAUACUUAAAUAUAACAGUAAUAUUAAUCAUAAUUGUUAACAUCAGUUAAUAAUUUAUAUAUUUAAAAACAUUGAAAUAUGAAUAAAAAAAUGUAUGAAAAAAAAAAUAGUAAGAUACCUAUUUCAUGAAUAUUUAUUUGGGGCAUCAUUCGAUUGCGUCCCGUUUUGACCUUUUUAAAACUUUUCUAGUUUCGUUUACGUCCGGUUUUGGCAGGUAUGCAUUCGAUUGCGUCCCAAAUAAAAAAUCGUGAACUUCCAUUGCGUCAGAUUUUAACAACUAUGCAUCCGAUUGCAUCUCAAACGAAAAAUUAUGAAAACAUAAGCCAUACAAAUUUAAAAUAAUGAAAUCGUUACGCCGUAAUUUGAAAAAAUCGUACUUUUCGUCUUCUUUGGUUUUUCCCAACUAUUAUAAAAAAUACGUUGGAUAUCAAAAACCAACUUUCUUUGUCAGUAGCUAUAUGUUAUUAGAAACAAAAUUGAUCUCAUAUUAUUUUUCGAUUGGAGCAAUAUUUCUUUUAGAAAACAUAAGUUGUAAAAAUUAAAAAUAUUGAAAUCCGUAUUGCCGCGUCGCAAUAAAUAUUUGCCUUUUUACCUACCUAUAAUUUUAAUUCGGGUCUUUCCCAAUUAUUCGAAAACCCCAUAGAAAAUCAAAAAAAACCUCUCAACUGUACCAACUAAAAUAAAUUUCCUCUCAGAAAAGGUACUAUACUUUAUACAUCGGAGUAAGAUUUCUUUCGAAAAGUUGUUAAAAAACAAAAAAAAAAAUCAAGAACGAAUUCCUAAUAUUGAGAAAAACCAAAAAUUUAAAAUUGAUUAAUAUUUAUGGCAACGUAGCGUCAUGGUUUAAUUACUUUAAUAUGUUAUACGUUAUGUGAUUCGUUUCGUUUUAUGAUAUCUAAAGGAUUUUUUAUAAUAAUUGGGAAAAAUUAAAAAGACGAAAUAAACGUUUAUUUUUCAAAUUAUGGCAUAAAUAUUUUCAACAAUAGAAAAAUAAAGUAAAAACAAAAUUAUCAAAUUGUACAGGUAAAUAAAUAUAUAAAUGAAUAAAUAAAUGAAUAAUUUUAUUAUUUUAAAUUUAUACAGCUUAUGUUUUCUACCAUAAAUAUUGCUUAAAAAAAAAAAAAACAAUAAGAAAUCUUUUCUGUUUAAUUUUUAAUGUGGUCGGUAACUCAAGAAAGUCAAUUUUUGAUUUUGUUUGCAGUUUUUUUAAUAAUUGAGUAAAUCUGAAAAAAAAAUGCAGAAAGUACGGGAAAAUGUACAAAAAUAGUGCAACUAUUAUUUUUAAUUUUGUUUUUUCGUUGUUAUUCAGGUUAAAAUAUUUGUAGAUUUACAAUUUUAACAGAAUAUGUAUACUUACUUUUUCUAAACGUGGUAAAACUGCUAGUUAUUUUUGAGCUAUUUAUUGAUAUUUUAAUUUUGCGUGUUUUUUUACGUAAUUUUUAUUUGGUAGGAACUAUGUAGAUCAAUGUUUAGACGAAACAGAAAUGCUUUAAAAUUUGAUAGUAGGUUCAUUAGAAAUCGUACUUAGUGGCCAAAAAAGAAAUAGUUUAAUGCAGUAUUUUUUUUUCUGUACAAAAGUUUUAAAAUCAAAUUUUGAUGAAAAUCAUAAAUAUUACGGCCUUUCAAAAUAUGUAUAAUUGAACUUCGGUCUAAAUCGUUGUUCGUUAUCAAUGGUUUAUCGUUGGUUUAAAUUACUUUAUAUAUCCCACCUUCCCCACUACAUGCCUACAACAAAGGCCGCACUUGUCUCCAGUAUCAGGUCUCUUUUUUUUUAUUAAUUUAUUAUAAAAAUAUAAUCACAACCUAUAAAUUAUUAGGUUUACAAUAAUAUAUGAUCUGAGCAUGAAAUAUUGUGUAUCAAAGACCGAGGUACCUAUUUACAUACGUGUACCUACCUACCUACAAUACCUACUUAAUGCUAAAUUUGAUAAUAUACGUAUUUUUUUUUUUUAAAUUAUAUUUGAAUUAAAAAUUUGUUUUUAGGCUACCACGAGUAAAACAUAUUCGAAUUCAUCCAAUGGGAUGAAGUUUAUUUGGUCCGAGUAUGAACAGAAUUUUAUAUUGGGCAGCUUCUAUUGGGGUUAUGUUCUUACGGAGUUGCCAGGCGGUCGUUUGGCUGAAAUGAUCGGAGCCCGACCAGUUUUCGGUUACUCUAUGCUAUUAGCGUCUAUGGUUACACUAUUGACACCUAUGGCAGCGAAAAUGGGCUUCUAUUUCAUUAUAAUUUGUAGAGUAAUAUUAGGUUUUACUUUAGUGAGUAUUGUAUUUAAUUAUUGAUAAUCAAAAUUAUUUUUUUGUAUUUUGAACCAACCAAGAAUAAUGUUUUAAAUGUAGAAUAAAAAAUUGACCUAUAUAUCAUAUUGUGUAUUUACCUAUUACUUUCAUUCAUUAGUAAUUUAUGAAUUUAUUUAGAGGAAAAUGUUUUUUAAGACAUUCAAAUAAUAUUAAUGAUAUAGGUAAGUACACAAUAUUUAUAGAGCUACUUUUUUAUAUGAAUGAUAUAUAUGAUUUUAUAUGAUAUAGUCCCUACGUGUAUAAUGAUAUCAUUUUGUUAUUUAUAUAUCUUCAGAAUUUCAAUAACAGAUAUUUUUAUGUAUCCUCAACAUUUGUAAUAUUAUCUUUAAACCGAUAAAUCUUAUAUUAUAUUAAUAAUAUAAGGUUUAUCAGAUUUAUCAAAAGUUAUAUAAUAAUACCUAAUUAUUAUUAUAUCAUUUUCAUUUUAAAAAUUGAGAAUUACUUGACUUUGUGAAAAAUACUUAAAAAGUCAAGAAGUAAAUUUUUUUCUAUAAUUAAUAUGAGAUUCAAUCACCUAUCUAAUUUUGAUAAUUUAAAAUUUUUUUUGAAAAAUCAAAUUAUAUAUUUCAUAAUUAAUUAGAACAUUUAGAAAUACUUUUUUUGUUCUUGUGGCGUAGUAAAAUAUUUAUAAUAGUAGGUAUUAUUUCUAAUUACAGUUAAUUUAAAAUUCUCCACCAAUCAUUUAUUAAGCAAAAUUAUAAUGUACUUCAAUUAUAUCUAAUUUCUGUAUAUUAUCUUCAUAUUUUAGGGUGUAACAUGGCCGGCUAUAUUGCCAUUAGCUGCCAAUUGGAUCCCACCAAAUGAGCGUAGCAAAUUCAUGGCCAAUAUGAUGGGUAAAUGGAAGUUUAUUAAACAUUUUUAUUUUUAUUAAUGGCAAUGUACAAUAGAUAUGACCUCUUUAAAUUAGCUAUAUAGAUCAAAAUUAUUCAGUUACAAACCUUUAUGGCUUUGUUAAUUACUUUAAUAUGUGAGGAGGAAUACUGUAUUUUAAUUUAUUUAACUAGGUACUGUACAAAAUUAAAUUCUUGGUAACUAAUUUUAAACUCUUUGAACCCUUAAUGUUUAGUAUCACAAAUGUUAUAUUGUCAAAACUAGUUUAAUAUAUUGAGAAGCAAAUGAUAUACAUGGGUACCUAAUUAAUUUGCCUACUUUCUUAAUUUUUUUAAAAAAAUUGUCUGCUUGAAUAUUAUAUAAUAUACACCAUGAACAGUUAAAGUGUUGAAUCAAUUAGUUUAUGAAAUAACAAGGUUUUUAAAAAUAUAACUAAAAUGCAUAUCUAGGUAUCUAAUGAACAUAAUACAGAAUGUACAUUUUGUUUAAUUUAGUUUAUACAUUUCCAUUUCUAACAUCAUUGAUCUGUUAAACAAAUAAAAUACUGAACAAUACAUGUAUUGUCAUUUACUGCCCAAUGUAAUAAUAGAUCAGAUCAAUGGCAUGGCAAACUUAAUAAUCUAAUGAGGCACAAUGAUUAAAUUUAUACCUACCAUACACCACACACUAUGGGCGGAUAGAGUACCCUCAUGAAAAAAAUACUAAUGACAUUUUUAGAUUCUUAGUGAAGCGAAAAAUCGUAUUGUUUUACAAAGAUGUUUAUUUCUUUUUCUUUUUUUAUUAAUCUGUGGAAAACUUUUCUACCAGAAGUCUUGCUCUGAGUUUUAAGUGUAGCAUCUUAUCUGAAAGGAAAUCGGUGUGGAAAGGUAUUUUAAGGAGGUCAUUUUUCCGAUUUUUUCAAGAGUUUUCCCAGCAAAUCUGAAAACCUGGAAAACCAGAAAAAACAUAGGAAAAAUGGUACAAUAUUAAACAAAUAUUAUUAAAAGAAAUACAUAAUGCAUAUGCAAUUAUUUUACCAUAAUAUGACAUAUAUUGUUGACUAAGUAACACUUAACCUCAACCUUAAGAAUAUAUAAAUGUAUACCUAUCCUACUAAUACUUAACAUUAUUGUGAAGAAUUAUUCUAACUUAAAACAAAUAAUAAUAAUUUUUUUUUACUCAAAUUUAUUACAAUUUUAUUUUAACUAUAUUUGAAUUAAUAUAAAAUGUAUUUAAUUUUAAUAAUUUCAGCUUCAACUUUAGGAGCAGCAUUUACUUUGCCAAUUUGCGGUAUACUUAUAUCUGCUUGGGGCUGGGAAUCGGUGUUUUAUAUAACUGGUCUCAUAGGCAUUGCAUGGUCUGUGAUGUGGUUUAAUUUAAUUUUUGAGACACCUGCCGAACAUCCUAGAAUUUCUGAAUAUGAAAGAAAUUAUAUUGAAACACAAAUUGCUAAGCAAAGCAGUCCUGGUACUAAGGUAUAUUAUUUGCUCAAAAGUUAUACAAAUUUAUUUAUUUAUUUACAGUAAUAUAAUACCAUUAUUUUUUUAUUAUAACUUAAUGUUAUUUAUACAUAUUUUAGAUUCUAAAUGGAGUGAAGAAGUGCUCGAUUGCUCGCAUUUUCCUUCAUUUCUUUAAACGUUUUUACCCUUACAAUCUUUUUUUAUUUAUUCAUUAUAAGAGUUUCAAGUGCGUUCUACUGUUUACUUUCCCUCUAUCAUACCCUCUAUGAUUAUAUUAUGCAGUUCUUCUGGGUGUCUCAGGGCAUGUCCAAUCAUUUUUAUUGUUCUAAUUGUAUCUGUGAAUGUCCGUUUUUCCUUUACAGUUCUUAGUACUUCUUCAUUUGUUUUUCUCUCCAUUCAACUUAUCCCUUCCAUACGCUUCCAGCACCACAUUUCAAAAGCCUCCAGGUUUUUCUUUUCAUCAUUGUUUAUGACCCAUGUCUCACUUCCAUAUGCUGCAACAAUCCAUAUAUAUGUUUUAAUGAGCCUCUUCUUAAUAUUGUGCUGCAACUUUUUCGACGUAAAUAGUUUGUGUUUCUUGCUGAAGGCAAUUUUUGCCAAUGCUAUACGCUGUUUGAUUUCUCUGGUGCUCUUACUAUCAAAUGUUAAUUUGCUCCUCAGAUACACCAUUUCCUCUACUUGUUCUAAUUCUUUACUAACUAUGUAUACCUCGACAUUUAUUUUUGGGUCUUUGGCUGGCACCUCUUUGUUUUUUGCUAUUUAUUUUCAUUUCUGAUAUUCUGAGCAUUUCAGUCAUUUCAUCCACUGUACGGUUGAAUGUCACUUUCACUCUCUGCUAUCAUCACAAAAUCUGCAGAUCUUAUCAUUGAGACAUUUUGCCCUCCAAUUUUGAUUCCAAAGUUUAGUCUUGUUCACUUUGCUUUUACUUCAUUUAUAGUUUUUUCAAUCUAGCAAUUGAAAAGUGGAGUUCAUAACGUACAUCCUUGUCAGACUCCUUAUUUAUCUGUGUGCUAGUAGUUAUUUCUCCUUUAUGAAUACUGGCUGUCUGAUUUUUGUACAGAUUAUGAAUUAUUCUUAGGUCCUGUUGUUCUAUACCUAUUUCUCGUAGUGAGAUAAGCAUUUUAUUCCAGUUUACUUUACGAAUGAUUUUUCUAAAUUUAUAAAGGCCAAAUAUAUAGUUUUAUUUCCGUUAAUCUGCUUUUCAAUCAGUACUUGUAGUUAUAGAAUUGCUUCUCAUGUGCCUUUUUGCCUCCUAAAUUCAAACUGGUUAUUUUCUAAAUACUCUUCCACUUUUCCCUCUAUUCUUUGGUAUAUUAUUUUUGUUAAGAUUUUUGAGGCAUGUGUUAGCAGGCUCAGAGUUCUAAACUGUUCAAAAGAGCUUGCUCCUCUUUUUUUUGGUAUAGCUACAGUAAUAAUUCGGUGCCUCUCCUUUAUCAUAGAUAUCACUAAUUAGUUGGUAUUAACGCAUCCUUUAUCUUUGUACUGGCACAUUGCAGUAGUUCUGCUACUAUAUUAUCUACUCAAGGUGCUUUGUUUUGUUUUAGAUUGUUUAGUGUUAGGUAAAAUUCUGAUCUUAGAAUAGUUAGCUUCAUCUUAAGAAAAUAUAUAGAGCCUAUUUAAUUAUUUUAAUAUAAUAUGGCAUAUAUAUUAUUGAAUAUAAACUGAACUCCACUUGGAAUUGUUUUUUCAUAAACAAUGGUUUGUAUCAUUGUUUACAGGCAUACAUUAAAUUGCCCAUAACAAUGGAUUUACCCGUCCCCAUUAUCCGUAGACCUUUUUAUAAUUUGAUAAGUUAAUUUUAUAGAUAGACCAAAAAAGGUUGAAUAAGUUCAAUAACAUUUGUCUACAGUAAAUAGUCCAAAUACAAAUAUGUAUAUUAAAACAUUUUUUACUCACACACACACAAAAUGAAAGAUAUUUUGUAUUUAUUUUAUUUAUUAAAAAAUGUACUUAUGAUAGGUAUAUUAUUAAUAUGAUUCGUUUUACAUCUUACAUAUUUUAUAUAGCCACAUAAGUUACCAUGGAAGAAUAUACUUACAUCAUUACCAGUGUGGGCUAUUGUUAUUACCCAUGGAGCCAGUGUAUUUGGUUAUUUUACUAUUGUUAAUCAGUUACCUACAUAUAUGAAAUAUUUACUUCAUUAUGACAUCAAAGCGGUAUAGUUGAUUUACUUUAAUUAUUUUAAUAUUCAAUAUGUAUAUUGGAUUCUAUUAGACAUGAUUAUACUUAUAAAAUAAUCUGAUUAUUGGAAUUAACUUUUUAGAACGGACUAUUAUCCAGUCUUCCUUAUUUGGGUAAAUUUUUUAUGGCAUUUACUGCUGGAAUAAUUGCUGAUCGUAUUCUCAAUGCUGAAAAAAUGACAAAAACAAUGACAAGAAAAAUUUUCACUGCAAUUGGUAUUUGACUAAUAAUAAUAUUUCUAUUAAAUGUUUCUUAAAUGAUUCUAAUCUAUGUAUUAGAAUAUUAAUUAUGUAGUUUUACUUUUAUGCUUUAUGAAUCAUAUUUAACAAAUUAUUUAUAUUUACAGGCGUAUUUGCUCCUGGUUUAUUGAUGAUCCUACAAGCCUAUUUUGGAGAAAAUGCAGUGUGGUCAGUAGUUAUAUUCACUAUUGCAUUAACGUUAAAUGGAGCUGUGACAGGGGGUUAUCUGGGAAAUGGUUUAGACAUAGCUCCAAAUUUCUCUGGUAUAUACAAAUGUCUACUACAUAUUUGUAUCAACAAAAUAAAUGUAAACUUAUUAUAUUUUAGGUACAAUAUUUGGAAUGGCCAAUACUUUGUCUUCCUUUGGAGGAUUCUUAUCUUCAUACAUUGUGGGAAAACUUACAAAUAAUAAUGUAAGUAUAUUAAUGAUUUAAAUUUUAAAAAAAUAGACAUACUUCACACAAAGAGUGAGUCACUGUUUUGGUGAAAAGUUGAGAAGGUAGAAAGAAAUUAUAUUUUUUAACUGUACAGAAAUAUUAAUCACUGCUAAUGAAAAACAAUUCUGUGCGGAGUUCAGUUAUACACGUUUUAAAAGGCGAUAAUAUUUACAAUUUUUAUCAAAAAAUUUGAUAAUAAUACUUUUAUAUAUAUAAAAAAAAAAAACUAUGUUACGUUCAACUUUAUUUUUUUUACCACCAAGUACGACUUAUAAUGAAUCUCUUGUUAAAUUUUCAAGCAUUUCUGUUUCGUCCAACAAUUUUAUUCACAGAGUAUAAGUAUCUACCAAAUAAAAAUUAUGUAAAAAAUUUGCAAAAUCUAAAUGUAUAUAAAUAGCUCAGAAAUGGCUUAAAUGUUUUGAAAUUUCACCACAUUUAGAAAAGGUAAAUAUAAGUUUUCUGUCUAUUUAAGUCUAUAUGAAUAUUUUUAUCUGAAUCAGAACAAAAAAAAAAAAAAAAUUGAAAAUAUUAAAAGAAUUAUUUUCAUAAAUUAUACUGUUCUUUCAAAAUUUUUUUUUCGGCUUUCUCAAUUAUUAUGAAAAACAUCUUCAAAAACAAAAAAAAACUACUUUGUGAGCAGUUACAUCUAAAAUGCAAGAAAAAGAUGUCUUGUUAUUUUUUAAUUGAAGCAAGAUUUCUGGUAGAAAAGUUCUUUAAAAAUAAAAAAAAAAGUAAUGUACAUCUAAUAUACAAACAUAAUAUGUUAUUAAAUUAUAAUAAACCCACACAUAGUAAGUCUAUAGAUAAGUAGAUUUUUGUAGAACUUAACUAUACGUUCAUUGUAGUUUAAAACACCAGAUGCUUCUCUCCACUUAAUUCAACCAUACUUAACCUCUGUUUCACAUCUUCAAAAAGACACCAUUUUUUUUAUACAAAAGAAAGUUUCUACUUCACCUAUAACCGUUUAUUAUUGUAUUAUUAUUUUCUCCUAUUAAAGUUAUACUAUCUGCAAACAUCAUGGUACCUCCUCUCUCUUGUUGUCCCCGUGCACAUCUGAGAUGGGGCAAUCUGCUAAAGUUUUUAGAACUCCUCAUACUGUUUGACAGAAUUUUGCUAACUGUUGACCUGACACAACCUCCUUUGUUAACUCUUAUGAAAAGUAGAGGUAACGUAGAUUCUGAUCCCCUUCCACAGAUAAUGGUAUUGUUAACUAUAAAGUGAAUUCCUCCACCCUACAGAAAUAAUACCAUAUGACUAUUGGAAUUACCCACAUGGGUUUUGCACUAGUAGGAGCUCUCAGGUUUGUUAAGCCCAUACCAUCAUAUGUCCUCCUAAUGUGUAUAAAGAUCUGUAUUACUAUUAAAAAAAUUAACCACACAUAGUAUAAAAUCAUUAUAUCUAUAUAUUAUAUGCUAUGUCCUAAAUUUAUCAUUUUGCAAUGUGCAUACAUAUUUAAAAAAUAUUUUUAAACAUUUUUUUGGUUCCAAAUUUUAAUAAAAAAUAACCUUAAUGACCUGAAUGUCUAUUAUACAACUUACAAAAUACAAAUUGCAUAAUUUUUGUCGGUCAAACCUAAACUAAGGUUAUAGAAUCUAUCUUGAUCUUGAUAAAACUAAUAUAACCAACUAUUUUAAUUUAAUAAUUUUUUUUAAGUACUGUAGGUUAAGUUAUGUAUAUACAAAUUUAAGUUUAAUAGUUAUGGCUUUCAUAAUAUUAUCUAUAAUGUCAUAAGUCAAUCAAUCAUAUUUGAAAAUCUGUUGCAGUGUGUGCAUUUAAAUAUAUAUCUAUAUAUAUAUAUAUGUGUGUGUGUAGGUAUUUAUAGUUAUAUAGUGGAUUUAAUACAUAUUAUCUAUUCUGUUUUAUAACAUAAUAAAUUGAUUAUAUUAGUACAUACUUUUAUUACAUAGUAUAAAAUUGUAUUAGUUAUUAUUUUUUAGACAACCCUCAAAAAUUGUUUAACGUAAAUAUUUAUUUAAAUUUAUUUUUAUUUUAUAAUAAUGAGCUAUUAUUAGUUUAAAACUAAUUAUUUUAAUCAUUAAUCCUUAUAAAACAUAUUUUUUAUAAUACACAUGUGUAUAUUUGGCAGUAUUAAUCCAUAAUAUUAUAAUAUAAGUUCUAUGAUAAAAUAUUGGUAUAGCACAUUUAAAAUAAAAAUCACUCAUUAGAUAUUAAGAAAGUUGUACUAAAAAUAAUAAAGCCGACGCAAUUCUCUUCACAAAAACAUUUUGUUAAGGUUUGGUCAUUUAUUUAUAUUUAUGGGUAAAUUUUUGUAUCAUUCUUUUAGCAAACAUUUGAACAAUGGCGAAUUGUAUUUUGGAUUUUGGCUAUAACAUACAUGUGUGGUGCUUUGAUAUUUUUAAUAUUCGGAACAGCAAAAACGUUAUCAUGGAAUUCAGAAUCGAAUAAAGCGGAAUUAAAUGGUCUACAACUUAAUGAACCAGAAUUAACAAAACCAUUACAAAAUUGAAACUUGAAGUAUUACUGAUCAAGUCUUUACAAAAAAGAUAAAAUAUAACAACUGUGAAUUAAUGUACAGAUUAUUAUUAAUUUUUUAAAUUUUGUACACACAAUAUUAUUUUGAUAUUUGGAAUUAUUACUUAAUAAUAAUAUCUUAAACUUUAAAUUUAGGUAGUUAGGUACCUAUUUUAAAUGUUUACAAAUAUCAAAGUGAGACUAAUACAAAUAUAUGUUGUCAUUUACUAUUAUUAUUUUUACUAGUGCAAUACUAGUUGUAGUAACUAUGAUAACCUACUUUACUUUAUAUUUUAUAUGCACACACUAUGUGUACAUUGGUGAUUUUAUGUAUUAAGUUAUACUAUAGUUAUACUACAGUUAUACUGUAUAAAUAAAUAUAAAAAUAUCGGAAC
Messenger RNA from Cinara cedri, 28500 nucleotides. The record is from the annotation of a GenBank genome assembly. Lineage: Eukaryota; Metazoa; Arthropoda; Insecta; Hemiptera; Aphididae.